AGUUAACCUUCGUCUGUGCUGUGUUUAUACUUCUUAUAAUUAAAGACGGAAUUUACAUAAACGACGGCAGACGCCCUUGUCUGACAAGGACACUUUCGCUCGAUUUCCGUUCGACUUUCAUCUUCGAGCUAGUCGAGACUUAAUCAGAUUUAAAAUCCGGCGAGAAUCAGAUUACGCAACGUAAAGAGAGACCCACACACGUAAUCGUGAAAUUCGAAAAUACAUCAUACCGUGAGUUAACUCAACGACAGAGAGAAAGGAAGAGAGAGAGAGAAAGAAGAGCCUUUCUAGCGCUACACAAAACAGACGUUGUUUCAGCUGCCUAGAGCGAUAGAGGAGUGAAAGUACAGAGUACGCAGAUACCCGGGGAACAGAAAGAGAUGCAGAUUCUCACUGUAGUGCCGUUUCUCAUAGGAGUGACAAGUGUACUUGACGUCCUUGCCGAUGAACCGCACUUGGAGUCUAGUUAUGAGUAUAAUUACCAGGUAAACAUGACAUCGAACUUCCAAUAUUACGGAUACAGUGGAUGGAUCAGGAGUAGUAACGACACACACCUGUCGCUCAAUAUCCUUUGCUCCGACGUGCAACUUAAGAGCAUGAUAUGUUACAUUGAGCGUUGCAACGAGAUGGAACCUGCGCCACUAAGAAUUCUGGAGUCGGGACAAUUGUUAUACGACAUUAACCACUAUAUCUUGUGCAAUAAUAGGGUACCUUUCAAGAUUAUGAUCGGGACUGCAAGGAUCAACACUUACAUCGUCGACCGUCACUCGAUACCGAAGGAAUUGAUAAAUAUUUACCGAUCGAUCACGAAUCAGCUGAUUAUCGGCGUUAAUAUCAACAUGAUGAACGACAUGAUGAACGAGACAUUCAUGAUGAACGAACGAUCCAACAUCGCUAUCUGCCCCACGAGCUAUGCGGUCUCAGUAUUCUCAGUAGAGCCGUCCACAGCCAACCUGAAUAUCGUGCCGAUACCCUUGGUUAACCUUGAUCUUCGGAAAGGGACGAUGAUCAUCGAAAAACAGUUAAUAAUCAGCGAAUGCAUCGCGGUAUCGAACUAUUCCUUCUCGGCAGGACUUUGGCCCGAGUUUGUCCCAAAAACGACUAACACCACUGCUUUGAUAAACUCGAAUAGUUGGAUGCGAUUAUCUACGCACGGCAUGUGGUCUGAAACUAUAAACACAUUCUGUUUUCACGACCAGUAUAACUUAGAAAUCGGACACGUCAGGGAAAGAGUUAAUGUUGAACUUAAAUCGUACCGGAAUAUAUCUACGGUACACAUACCUGUAAUCAACGAGCGUAACAUUAUCGAAUACGAUACGCUUAACGAUGAUGUGCGUUUUGAACCAAUUUCUGCCACAAAUAUUUAAAUUCUUUGUUACAUGUUACACAUUGUCUCUGUUUUCUUAUAUCUUUUGUCAAUUGACUGAAAAGUUGUAUACAUUGGUUUAUCGCACGACAAUAUUAAAUAAAAAUACCUAUGCCAAUAAUCGACACUUUUGUGUAU
Harpegnathos saltator (Jerdon's jumping ant) is the source of this 1504-nucleotide messenger RNA. RefSeq lists its product as uncharacterized. Bases 381 to 1367 code for a protein of 328 amino acids. The transcript has 4 exons. The record is from RefSeq and is a predicted model, not a curated record. Gene Ontology annotation, biological process: lipid transport. Gene Ontology annotation, molecular function: lipid carrier activity. NCBI's taxonomy places the organism in Eukaryota, Metazoa, Arthropoda, Insecta, Hymenoptera, Formicidae.